CUGCUUUGAUCGUCAGCUGGCUCUCGAUUCUUCCUCGCGUCGCAGCAUCAGGAUGAGCACCCUAGUGCGAGUCCUCGCCGUCUCCCAUGUCCACCCUGACGAGGCGGCCGUCGGAGCCGCAUGGCCGCCGCCGAACACCGUCGAGCUCUCUUUCUUGGACAGCUUCCAAGUUGCCCGCGGAGCGAUCCAGCGGCUCUUCUUCUACGAGGGCGACGACCUCCCGCCAUUCCAGUCUAUCGUCGGUGCCCUGCAGUCCUCCCUCGCCGCCGCGCUCCCCGUCUUCCUGCCCCUCUCCGGGAAGCUGGCCUACCUCCCGGAGUCCGGCGACGUCGUCAUCGACUACUCCCCGGACGCCGUCUCCCCCGGCGUCAGGUUCGUCGAGGCCGAGUACUCCGGCAGCGUCGACGACAUGCGCCGCCUCGCCGGCGACGACGAGCACCAGAUUGAGGCGUUCUUGCAGCUCGUGCCGGAGCUCGAGGUGACUCCACUCCCGAUGGGGGUCGACAUGUCGCAGCAGAGAAGGAGAACCUUCUUGCUCAACGCCGGCGAGAUCGAAUCUCUGAAGCAGCGCAUAUCGGAGAGCGACGCCGGCCGCGAGCAGCUGCGCAACCGGCUGUCCACCUACGUGGCCAUCUCCUCCCUGGCGUGGACGUCCAUCGUGCGCGCCAAGUCCCUGGACGCCGCCGACAAGGUCUACUUCAUGGUGAGCGCGGACUGCCGGCGCCGGCUGCGCCCGCCGGCCGACAAGGGCUACUUCGGCAACUGCGUCACCACAUGCGUCGCCAAGGCCAUCUCCGGCGACCUGUCGGCCGGCUCCGACGACGGACUAGCCGGUCUCGCGCGCGCCGCCGCGGCGAUCCAGAGGGCGAUCCGGGAGGGUCUGGAGGUCCCGUUCGGCAACUCGGAGCGCUGGCUCGACGGCGCCACGGCGACGACCCCGCCGGUGAGGUCGUUCACGAGGUCGGGGUCGUCGCACCGGUACAUGGCGUACGAGACGGACUUCGGGUGGGGCGCGCCGAGCCGCGCCGAGCUGGCCACCGUGUACGGCGAGGAGGUGGUGAUGAUGCUGGGCGCGGCGGACGGCGGCGUGCAGGUGUCAGUGGUGCUCCGCCGCGCGCUCAUGGAUGCGUUCGCCACCAACUUCCGGCGGCAGCUGGUGGCGUCGACCUGAGGCCGAGAAAUUUCAGUGGUGGGGUUAGGAUUUUGAGAUCGAGCAUUCGAAUGAAAACGGAAAAAAAAAACACAAGCACGUUAUUUGGUACAUAUGAUCAAUAAUAUGGCAUUUUAGUGCUACUUAUUGAAUUAGAA
Messenger RNA from Oryza sativa Japonica Group (Japanese rice), 1308 nucleotides. Its product is annotated as anthocyanin 5-aromatic acyltransferase. The record is from RefSeq and is a predicted model, not a curated record. NCBI's taxonomy places the organism in Eukaryota, Viridiplantae, Streptophyta, Magnoliopsida, Poales, Poaceae.